Hordeum vulgare subsp. vulgare (domesticated barley) is the source of this 1240-nucleotide messenger RNA. Its product is annotated as acid phosphatase 1-like. Gene Ontology annotation, molecular function: acid phosphatase activity. The record is from RefSeq and is a predicted model, not a curated record. Bases 164 to 997 code for a protein of 277 amino acids. NCBI's taxonomy places the organism in Eukaryota, Viridiplantae, Streptophyta, Magnoliopsida, Poales, Poaceae. The transcript is spliced from 3 exons.
ACGCUUUUCUCCUUUCCCUUUCCCGUCGCCGCCCAAUCCGCCAGCCACAACCCCACCCCACCCCCAACCCCGCCCCCGGCCUGCUAUUUCUCUGCCCCACGCGCCUGCGUGCGCCCCCUCCUCCCCCCACCUUCCCCGACCCCGACCCGCGCCAGCGGCGAACAUGGCGGGCCGCCGCGGCGCCGCCCUGCUCCUGCUGGCGCCCCUCCUCCUCCUCCUCGCCGGCGCCGCAGCGGGAGAAGCCGUGGAGCCGCAUCCGCACGACGACGCGCCGGCCGCGCAGCCCCAGCUGCCGCUCCUCAUCAAGCUGCCCACCGCCGCGGACAAGGGAGGCGACGAGGCCGUGGAGCUGCGGUGCGCGAGCUGGAGGACGGCGGGGGAGGCCAACAACCUGUCCCCCUGGGCGGCCGUGCCUCCGGACUGCGUGCCCCACGUGCGCGCCUACCUCACCGGCCCCGCCUACCGCUCCGACCUCGACCUCGUCGCGCGGGAGGCCUCCGCCUACGCCCGCUCCGCCGCCGCCUCCACCGGGGACGCCGCCGCCUGGGUCUUCGACGUCGACGAGACGCUGCUCUCCAACCUCCCCUACUACGCGCAGCACGGAUACGGGCUGGAGCUGUUCGACCACCGCGAGUUCGACCGGUGGGUGGAGACGGGGGAGGCGCCGGCGAUCCCCUCCAGCCUCCGCCUCUACAGGGAGGUCCGCGCCCUCGGAUUCAAGACCUUCCUCCUCACCGGCCGCAGCGAGGCCCACCAGGGCGUCACCGUCGACAACCUCAGGAAACAGGGCUUCCACGACUGGGACAAGCUCAUUCUCAGGGCAGCGGCUGACCGGACGAAAACGGCGACGGACUACAAGUCGGAGAAGAGGAAGGAGAUGGAGGCGGAGGGGUACAAGAUCCUGGGCAACUCGGGUGACCAGUGGAGCGACCUGCUGGGCUACUCCAUGAGCGCCCGCUCCUUCAAGCUCCCCAACCCAAUGUACUACAUCCCCUGACACAACACAACACAACAGAGCAAACAUGAUUGGUGGGCGUAGUGUGAUGAAUGCAGCGUUUAUUUAUCUGGCGCAUUCUUCGCGCCGGCCAAGUUGAUUGAACCAUGUAGGCGUACUGACUGACUGAGUGUGCAAAUCAAAAUUGUGAAUGAAAUUGAGAUGGAAGAAUUUGUGCUGUGCAAAGUUGUGAUUGAUGAGAUGAGAGCUGUUGCUGCUUUGAAAUGAAAUGAAAUGUUGACUUGA